CUUACUGACGAGUGACGACUGUGCCUACACCAUAGAUAACACCUACACACACGUUCGUCGUACGACCUAUAGAUAGUCACACGGUCAGUCGUCCGUGUCCGCCUUUACCAGUUUGCACGUAUCUGUGAUCUGUCGGCGUGUGUGGAAUUUACUUUUUACCGUUUUUUUUUUUUUUUUUUUUUUUUCAAAAAGGGCCAUUGUGUCGUCGGACCGGCCAUUGGGUAUGUCGUGAACGCGUACCUACUUACCACUCGAUGGGACGGAUCAGUCGUCGGAAGUUGGACAGAAGAAAUCAAGACACAUCGAGCUAUGUCCAUUAUAAACCUUCUGUAUGAUGCAAGAUAAUGACACGAAGGAUUCGGCCGAUUAUCACUAUGAAGCGACCGAAACGGUGAGGAACAUUUUGAAAAGGCAGCUGCUCACAGCCGAUUUGUUCCAACAGACAUUUUUGACUACCAUUCUCUCUGCUUUAGAUAAUCAUACCGUCAACAAUAAUAGCGUUAUCAAUACAUGGUUGGACACGCUGCUAGAUUUUAUUGAAUUUUUACCUGUUGACUGCUUACUAAGAGAGAUUUUACCAUUUGCCAUUGAACGAAGUGAUCUGUCCAAGCCUGAAUCAUUACGUUUAAUUAGUUGCAGGAUUUUUGGAUCUCUUGCCCCUAAACUAAACCCAUACAUUAUUAAACGUGAAAUAUGGCCAUGUAUUUUAUCACUUUGCCAAGAUGAAAGUGUUCUAGUAAGGAAAACUGUUUGCCAAGAGCUAAGUAAAGUGAGUGCAUUUCUUAAAGACAAUUCAGACAAUACAAAAGACUAUAUUUUGCUGCCAGCAAUUGUGGAUUUAGCUAAUAAUGCUGAUUAUGGUGUUAAAGUUGCUCUGCUCGAUGUUAUUGUUGACAUAAUACCAUGCUUUCCCAGGGAAAUAAUUGUCACCGUUGUGGUGCCAAUGGUUAAAAAACUAAUUGACAUAGAUUUUAAUAAAAGUAUUAUCCUAGUGAUAGCGGUUGCCAAGAAUUUUGGUGUCAUUUGUAAAGCUCUUAAAGUUGCUUUAUYCAAUCUUUAUGUUGUUUUUUUGGAUCAACUGGAUCAUACUUUUACUGACAAACCGUAUUUGACUAUUCAAAAACUCUGUGCUAUAAGUCUAACAGAAAUCAUACUUUUGUGUUCAUCUGACAAGGGUAGCACAACUUUAUUAAUUUAUCUUAUCAAUCACUUGGUUGAUUUGGUCUCUGAAGAUUAUGUGGAGAUAAGAAUUGCUUUGGUUGAUAUUAUUAAAGAAGUUUUGAUAUCAUUAAAUGAUAAAGUUGUAWUGAUUUCUUCAGUGUUAUUGAAAAUGUUGUCCGAGAGAGAUAUUAAAGUUUUAAAAGUAUUGAUUCCUAACUUAAGCUUUAUGAUUAUAAAAAUGAAAUAUCAAGAACAAGUUUUAAAAUCACUGAUGCUCUUAGAAGAAUUUUUAUUUGUCCAAUACAACUGGAGAUUGUAUGCAGAGUUUUUACACCAGAUAAUUGUUUUGCCUACAUGUUACACAUCUGACCAGGUCUUUUAUGUUGGAAAAGUUAUGCUUGAUAGAUUGGAAUGUGUUAGACAAAAACCAAUUAAAGAAGCUGUUUGCACAUUGCUUUUGACAAUUUUACGUUAUAAUUUAGAUGCAAAUCAAAGAACACUACUACGUGAACAUCUUAUUGAUCGUACAGUUCAAAAUCCAAAUUUUUAUAAAAGAUCAUUUUACAUAUUUAUAUGUCAAGAAGCCUUGAAUGUAUUUUCUACUGCAUAUUUUAAAAAACACUUUUUCUCUGCUUUACUUUCUUUGGCAGAUGAUAAGGUUGCAAAUAUUAGAUAUAGCUUAUGUAAUAUAAUAUCCAGCAUAAUAAAUAUAUUUAAAAUUUCGACUGAAAAACCUUUAGUUGAUAAAUUAAUUGAUACUAUCAACAAACUUUUAUAUGAUGAAGAUCGAACUGUCCAAGAACAACGUCCGCUUUUAGAAUAUUGUAAUACUACUAUUAAUCUCAUACUACAGCUUUUAGCUUUAGUCUUGGUUACAGUUUUGGAUAACAAAACACUUAGGCUUAAACAUUUAAACUAUCUAGUAGUAAUUGACAAUAAACAUUUCCAAAAAAAGGGUUUUAAGUUAUAA
Messenger RNA from Diuraphis noxia (Russian wheat aphid), 2131 nucleotides. Its product is annotated as serine/threonine-protein phosphatase 4 regulatory subunit 4-like. Lineage: Eukaryota; Metazoa; Arthropoda; Insecta; Hemiptera; Aphididae. The record is from RefSeq and is a predicted model, not a curated record. Gene Ontology annotation, molecular function: protein phosphatase regulator activity. Gene Ontology annotation, cellular component: protein serine/threonine phosphatase complex; cytosol.